Molecule: messenger RNA, 12446 nt
Organism: Amphiprion ocellaris (clown anemonefish)
Lineage: Eukaryota; Metazoa; Chordata; Actinopteri; Pomacentridae
Product: chromodomain-helicase-DNA-binding protein 4-like
Exons: 41
Coding region: 335-6205 (1956 amino acids)
Biological process (GO): negative regulation of transcription by RNA polymerase II; chromatin remodeling
Cellular component (GO): nucleus; chromatin; NuRD complex
Molecular function (GO): ATP binding; chromatin binding; ATP-dependent chromatin remodeler activity
Source: RefSeq, a predicted model, not a curated record
UCUCUUUGUGUGUGUGUGUGUGUGUGUGCGCGCGCGCGGGGUGUGUGUAGUGUGCGAGGAAGAGAAAGAGGAGUCGGAGAGGAGUCGUGCGCACACGCUGCCCACAAAAGACACGGAAAUAUAUUUAAAUUGUGUGUGUGUUCAUCGGUGCCGUGAGGCAAAAUUAAAAAGAGCCGCCAAGAAGUGUUGACUUGACACACAAACUGAGGCCGGAGUUAGUGUUUUUGGAUGAAUCAAGUUGUGAACUGGGUCACAACUCUGGAUUAUCCCACAAACUAUUAUUUAGUUGGCUGAACUGUUAGCUAACUAAAUAGAAAGUUUUCGGCUGGGCGCUAUGUCUGGAAGCGACGACGAAAGAGACGACUACGGAGGUCCGGAGGAGCGGUUAAUACACGAUGACGAGGAAGAGGAGAUCUCCGAGAAUGAGGCCCCGAAGGUGAAGAAGAAGAAGAAGGCCAAGAAGAGCAGAGAGAGCAAAGGCAGCAAGAGGCGAUCACGCAGAGAGGAGUUAGCCAUCAGCUCCCCAGAGCCCAUGGACUUGGGCGGGGUGGAAGAGGCGGAAGACGGCGGCCCUGCCCAUCGCUCUGACAGCGAGGGCAGCGAUUACACUCCAGGACGCAAGAAAAAGAAGAGGGCGAGCGCCGGCAAGGAAAAGAAAAGGAGCAGUGCUGGGGCAUCUAAGAAGAAAGACCCGGAGCCGGAGGAAGAUGACGACGACGAUGAUGACGACAUGUCGGAACCAAAGUCGUCAUCUCAGCUGCUGGAUGACUGGGGCAUGGAGGACAUCGACCAUGUCUUCAGUGAGGAAGACUACCGAUCUCUGACCAAUUACAAGGCCUUCAGCCAGUUUGUCAGGCCCCUCAUCGCAGCCAAGAACCCCAAGAUCGCUGUGUCCAAGAUGAUGAUGGUUCUGGGCGCCAAGUGGCGUGAGUUCAGCACCAAUAACCCCCUGAGAGGAGCUGCCGCUGCGAACGCCGCCCUGGCUACCGCCAACGUACCGGCCGCUGUGGACACCAUGGUGGCGGAGGUUGCCCCACCUGCUGCAGCUCCACCGGCCCCAGUAGCACCUCAGCAGGCCCCUCCAGCACCACUCCGCAAAGCCAAGACCAAGGAAGGCAAAGGGCCCAAUGCCCGCAAGAAGUCAAAACCUGCUCCGAAACCACAGGAGAAGAAGAACAACGGCAAGACAAAGAAAGUGGCUCCGCUCAAAAUCAAACUGGGAGGCUUCAACAGCAAGAGGAAACGCUCAUCCAGCGAGGACGACGAGCCUGAUGUCGACAGUGAUUUUGAAGACGGCAGCAUGAACAGUGUCUCCAUCUCAGAGGGAUCAAACAGUCGCAGCAGCCGCAGCAAAAAGAAGCCGUCCAAGAGCAAACCCAAGAAGAAGAAAGAAGCAGAGGAUGGCGACGGCUACGAGACGGACCACCAGGACUACUGUGAGGUUUGCCAACAGGGUGGAGAGAUCAUCCUGUGUGACACCUGUCCCAGAGCGUACCACAUGGUCUGCCUGGACCCCGACAUGGAGAAGGCACCCGAGGGCACCUGGAGCUGCCCACAUUGUGAGAAGGAAGGCAUCCAGUGGGAAGCCCGGGAGGAGGGCUCAGAUGCCGAGGAGGACAACGGCGAGGCGGGAGAGAUGGAGGAGGACGACCACCACAUGGAGUUCUGCAGGGUUUGCAAGGACGGAGGCGAGCUGCUCUGCUGCGACUCAUGCCCCUCGUCGUACCACAUCCACUGCCUCAACCCACCGCUCCCCGAGAUCCCCAACGGAGAGUGGAUCUGCCCCCGCUGCACGUGUCCACCCAUGAAGGGGAAGGUCCAGAAGAUCCUGACCUGGCGGUGGGGAGACCCUCCUCCACCCACACCGGUGCCCCGCCCUCCAGACCUCGCGCCUGAUGCCCCUGACCCCGCCCCGCUGGCCGGGCGCCCUGAGAGGGAGUUCUUCGCCAAAUGGUCCAACAUGUCGUACUGGCACUGCUCCUGGGUCACAGAGCUCCAGCUGGAGCUGCACUGCCAGGUGAUGUUCAGGAAUUACCAGAGGAAGAAUGACAUGGACGAGCCUCCACCCAUCGACUUUGGCGACGGAGAGGAGGACAAGAGCGUUAAGAGGAAGAACAAGGACCCCAUGUACGCUCAGCUGGAGGAGAAAUACCUUCGGUUUGGGAUCAAGAUGGAGUGGCUGAUGAUCCACCGCAUCCUCAAUCACAGUGUGGACAGGAAGAACAACGUCCACUACCUGAUCAAGUGGAGAGAACUGGCGUACGACCAGGCAACCUGGGAGGCCGAGGACAUGGACGUACCUGAGUUUGACCCCUACAAAGUGCAGUAUUGGAAUCACAGAGAGCUGAUGAUGGGAGAAGACGGCAAACCUGGGAAGAAGAUCAAGGUGAAAGGAAGAGUGAAGCGUCCAGACAGACCUCCUGAGAACCCAGUGGUAGAUCCGACCAUAAAGUUUGAGCGUCAGCCGGAGUACCUGGACAGCACUGGGGGGACGCUGCAUCCCUACCAGCUGGAGGGACUCAACUGGCUGCGGUUCUCCUGGGCUCAGGGCACUGACACCAUCCUGGCCGACGAGAUGGGUUUGGGAAAGACGGUCCAGACUGCCGUCUUUCUCUACUCGCUGUAUAAAGAGGGUCACUCCAAGGGACCGUUCCUGGUCAGCGCCCCGCUGUCCACCAUCAUCAACUGGGAGAGAGAGUUUGAGAUGUGGGCACCCGACAUGUAUGUGGUGACAUACGUUGGAGACAAGGACAGCAGAGCCGUCAUCAGGGAAAACGAGUUCUCCUUCGAGGACAACGCCAUCCGAGGAGGGAAGAAGGCCUCCAGGAUGAAGAAAGACUCAUCCAUCAAAUUCCACGUUCUGCUGACGUCCUACGAGCUGAUCACCAUCGACAUGGCCAUCCUGGGCUCCAUCGACUGGGCUUGUCUGGUGGUGGACGAAGCUCACAGGCUGAAGAACAACCAGUCCAAGUUUUUCAGGGUGUUGAACAACUAUCCUCUGCAGCACAAACUGCUGCUAACUGGAACUCCUCUGCAAAACAACCUGGAGGAGCUUUUCCACCUGCUCAACUUCCUCACACCUGAGAGGUUCAGCAAGUUGGAGGUCUUUCUGGAGGAGUUUGCCGACAUCGCUAAGGAGGACCAGAUCAAGAAGCUGCAUGACAUGCUGGGUCCACACAUGCUCAGGAGGCUGAAGGCUGACGUCUUCAAACACAUGCCCUCCAAGACUGAACUCAUCGUCAGAGUGGAGCUCAGCCCCAUGCAGAAGAAAUACUACAAAUUUAUUCUGACGAAAAACUUUGAGGCCCUAAACACCAAAGGAGGCGGAAAUCAGGUUUCUCUGCUCAACGUCGUCAUGGAUCUUAAGAAGUGCUGCAACCACCCCUACCUCUUCCCUGCAGCUGCAAUGGAAGCUCCAAAGAUGCCCAACGGGAUGUAUGAUGGAGCCGCUCUCACAAAGGCUGCUGGGAAACUGCUGCUACUGCAGAAGAUGAUGAGGAAGCUGAAGGAGGGCGGCCACAGAGUGCUGGUCUUCUCUCAGAUGACCAAGAUGUUGGACCUGCUGGAGGACUUCCUGGAGAAUGAGGGCUACAAAUACGAGAGGAUUGAUGGAGGAAUCACAGGAGGGAUGAGACAGGAAGCUAUUGACCGUUUCAAUGCUCCUGGCGCUCAACAGUUUGCCUUCCUGCUGUCGACGAGGGCCGGAGGUUUGGGUAUCAAUCUGGCCACCGCCGACACUGUCAUCAUCUAUGACUCCGACUGGAAUCCUCACAAUGAUAUCCAGGCCUUCAGCAGAGCUCAUCGUAUCGGUCAAAACAAGAAGGUGAUGAUCUAUCGCUUCGUCACCAAGGCAUCAGUGGAGGAGAGGAUUACUCAGGUUGCCAAGAAAAAGAUGAUGCUGACUCACCUGGUGGUGCGACCUGGUCUCGGAUCCAAGACCGGCUCCAUGUCCAAACAGGAACUGGACGACAUCCUCAAGUUUGGAACAGAGGAGCUCUUCAAGGACGAGGGAGAAGGGGAAAACAAAGAGGAGGACAGCAGCAUCAUUCACUACGACGACAAGGCCAUCGAUCGGCUGCUGGACAGGAACCAGGAUGCCACAGACGACACGGAGCUGCAGAGCAUGAACGAAUACCUGAGCUCCUUCAAAGUGGCUCAGUAUGUGGUGAAAGACGAGGAGGAGGAGGAGGAGGAAGUGCAGCGGGAGAUCAUCAAGCAGGAGGAGAGCGUGGAUCCAGACUACUGGGAGAAGCUGCUGCGUCACCAUUAUGAGCAACAGCAGGAGGAUCUGGCCCGAAACCUGGGAAAAGGCAAACGUAUCCGCAAGCAAGUCAACUACAACGACGGCUCACAAGAAGACAGAGCUGAUUGGCAGGACGACCAGUCCGACGGCCAGUCAGAUUACUCUGUGGCAUCAGAGGAGGGAGACGAGGACUUCGAUGAGAGAACAGAAGCUAACUCUCGCAGGCCGAACAGGAAGGGCCUGAGGAACGACAAAGACAAACCACUGCCCCCCCUGCUGGCCAGGGUGGGAGGCAACAUUGAGGUGUUGGGUUUCAAUUCCCGGCAGAGAAAGGCCUUCCUGAAUGCAGUGAUGCGUUAUGGGAUGCCUCCUCAAGACGCCUUCACCACCCAAUGGCUGGUUCGAGACCUGCGAGGGAAAUCUGAGAAAGAGUUCAAAGCCUACGUCUCUCUGUUCAUGCGUCACCUUUGUGAACCCGGAGCCGACGGGGCCGAGACUUUUGCUGACGGUGUCCCCAGAGAAGGGUUGUCACGGCAACACGUCCUCACCCGCAUCGGUGUUAUGUCACUUAUUCGCAAAAAGGUUCAGGAGUUCGAGCACGUCAACGGUCAGUGGUCGAUGCCCUGGAUGGCCGAGUUGGAGGAGAACAAGAGGGCUGCAGCUCAGCCCGACUCUCCGGGAAAAACCCCGUCCACCGGCACCCCCGCCGACACACAACCCAACACACCCGCUCCAGUUGACGACUCAAAGAACGAUGAGGCAGCGAAGGACGGAGAGAAGGAGGUGAAGAAGGAAGUCGAGGUGGAGAAGAAUGGCAAAGAACCAGCAAAAGCCAGCAACGAGGUGAUCGCCAUCCCAGACGACGACGAGAAGAGUCCGACAGAGGAGCAGGACAAGAAGAAGAACGGGGAGGAGCCGAUGGAGAUGGACAAACCGAGCAACGGCGAAGCAGAGGGGCUCAAAGAGAAGGAGGUCGAGAAGGAGACAGAAGGAGAAGCAGAGAAGAAGAGUGAAGAAGCAGCGGAGGAAACCAAGUCGCCUUCAGAAGCAAAGACUGAGGGGUCAGAGGUCAAACCUGAGGACUCGGAGGUCAAAGCAGAAGAAAAAGAAGAGAAGACAGAGAAAAUGGACACCACUCCUCCUGCAGAUGAAAAGAAAGAUCUAAAGGAGGAGAAAGAGGCUCAGAAGCCAGAGGAAGCGACCAAACUGCAGAACGGAGACAGCAGCAAGGAGAGCACAGCGCCGGCUGCUGCCGCCGCCACGGUGAGCGGACCGAGCGAGGAGAAGAAGAAGGCCAAGACCCGGUUCAUGUUCAACAUCGCUGACGGUGGAUUCACAGAGCUCCACUCUUUGUGGCAGAAUGAGGAACGUGCUGCCACAGUUACCAAGAAAACCAAUGAGAUCUGGCACCGUCGCCACGACUACUGGCUGCUAGCUGGCAUCAUACAGCACGGUUACGCCCGCUGGCAGGACAUCCAGAACGACGUGAAGUUCGCCAUCCUCAAUGAGCCUUUUAAAGGAGAGAUGAACAGAGGCAACUUCCUGGAAAUCAAGAACAAGUUCCUUGCCAGAAGAUUCAAGCUGUUGGAACAGGCGCUGGUGAUCGAGGAGCAGCUGCGUCGCGCCGCCUACCUCAACAUGUCGGAGGACCCCUCCCACCCCUCCAUGGCCCUCAACACCCGCUUCAGCGAGGUGGAGUGUCUGGCCGAGUCCCACCAGCACCUCAGCAAGGAGUCCAUGUCCGGGAACAAACCGGCCAACGCCGUCCUGCACAAAGUGCUGAAGCAGCUGGAGGAGCUGCUGAGUGACAUGAAGGCGGAUGUCACUCGCCUCCCGGCAACCAUCGCCCGGAUACCGCCGGUUGCCGUGCGACUCCAGAUGUCUGAGAGGAACAUCCUCAGCCGCCUGGCGAGCCGAGGACCCGACACACAGGCACAGACACAGCAGAUGUCGCAGCAGUAGACUGAAGUUCGGCUCUUUACCUCGUCAACCACCCCUGCCUCACCUCGACAUUCCUGAUUGGUGCACAGCAGAAUGACGGACAGCACGCCCAAGCUUGAAGCCACGCCCAGUUCACUUUUUAUCUCCCUUACCCCCCAAAAAAACAGACUUUACAGUUUUUCUGGAGGAUCGAAUCCCCUCCCAACACCCCCCAACCCGAGAAUGAGGCUGUGGACAGAAAAGCUAUUUUAUUUUUUUUCCUCCUUUUUUCAAUUUCUGUAUUAAUAUUAUUGAUAUAAUGUUAUUAUGAUGGUUUUUUGGGACCUAAAUAAAAAAAUGUAAUAAAGAAACUGUGUGUUUGGUCAUUUCAGGGUGAGGGGGGGGGCUACAAAAAGAUGAAUCCAAAAUGUUCUUAAAUCAUAGCUGGAGAAAUAAAACUACUGUCUAAUAUCUCCUGGUGUUCCAUACCGUCAUUAAAAACUGAUUUAACUCAAUUCAAUCUGUGGACUGAUGAUUUUAUAUUCAUGUCCUGUUUUGUUUUUAUGGAAUCAUAGGAUUGCCAUAAUAAACAAUCUGUUAAAAAAUAAGGAAAUAAAUGUGUAAAAUAUAAAGAGGAAUAAAUUAAAAAUAAAUAAAUCUAAAAAAAAUAAGGAAAUAUGUAAAAGUGAAAUAACUGAGUAAAAAGAACAGGAAGAACAGUUUUUCCUUUUAGGAAAAAGCAAUGACAAAAUGGAAAAAUGGAAAAGGAAAAAGACAAAAUUUUACUUUAUAUUUCCAUGUUUUUUUUAAAAUUCAUUCCUCUUUAUAUUUACGCAUUUAUUUCCUUUAUUUUAAACAAAUUUAUUUAUUUCAUUUAUUCCUCUUUACAGUUACACAUUUAUUUCUUUAUUUUUAAGAUUUAUUUUUUAUUCUUUUAUUUAUUCCUCUAUACAUUUAUGUCCUUAUUUUUUAACAGAUUAUUGUUUUCAAUUCUUUUAUUUAUUUCUCUUUAUAUUUGCACAUUUAUUUCCUUAUUUUUUUUUUUUUUUAAAGUUAUUUUUUUGGCCUUUUUGUCGGCUUUUUAUUAGAUAGGCGUAGUGAGAGAGAGACAGGAAACAGGGGAGAAGAGUCGGGGGAAGACACGCAGCAAAGGGCCGCGAGCGGGAAUCGAACCCGGGCCAGCUGCGUCGGGGACCAGCCCCUGUACAUGGGCCGCCCGCUCAAUGCGGCGAGCCAUACGGGCGCCCUUAUUUCCUUAUUUUUAACAAAUGUAUUUUUUAUUUAUUUAUUCCUCUUUAUAUUUACACAUUUAUUUCCUUAUUUCUUAAAAGAUGACUUCUUGGGGUAAAAGUUCCUCCAGCUCUUUGUGAUAUUUUACCACAGUAAAGCCUUGGAAAGGUUUAAAUUAGUCCAUGACAACCUCACAUCCCUUCUGAAUGUUGCAGAAAAGCGAGUCAACAAGACAGUGUUUUGCAGGUUUUUAAAAAUGCUGGCUGUACUUGACCAAUUGGUGAUACCGAGCUAUGAAAUGCCCCCAAAGUUCCUGAAUGUUGAGGAUUACUGCCCCCUGAUGGUCCCUGUGGUGAAGGUGCAGAUGCUCCAUCACAGAAACCCUGGUUUCCAAAUAUUCCUAAUAAUUGGUAGUGGAACCGUAACCAGAACAAACCUGGGACUGUCCUCACCGCUGUGCUCCUGCAUCCUUGACUUUCUGUCCAACAGGCCUCAGCUGGUCAGAAUCAGCAGCCGCCUAUCAUCUACACUGGUCCUGAGGUCGUGAAGUUUGCAGAUGACACCACUGUGGUGGAUCUUUUAUCAGACAAUGAUCAGACCUACUACAGGGAGGAGGUCCAGCCCCUGACUGAGUGGAGUUCACACAACAAACUGGUCCUGAACACCAGGAAAGCCAAGGAGGUCAUCGUGGACCUCGAGAGAUCCAGGAAGACCACCCAUGCUCCUCUCCUCAUCCGGUUCACCACUGACCUCCCAUGGACCCUGAACGCCUCUCACCUGGUUAAAAAGGGGGAAAAAAGGCCCAGCAAAGACUUUAUUUCCUCAGGAGGCUCCAUUCUCAGCUGCUGACACUUUUAUAGAACCACCAUAGAGAGCAUUCUCUGUCUCGGUAUGGUGGUUUGGCAAAACAUCUGAAGGACUUUCCUAGUGUGGUGAAGACAGCUCAGGGGACUGUGGGACAUCCUCUACUAAACCUGGACUCUGUCUAUGCUGGUCAUCUCCGGAGAAAGGCUGGCAGCACUGAUUCAACCCGUCCUGGUAACAAACUGUUUGUGCUUCUGCCCUCAGGAAGAAAGUUCAGGUCGAUAAGAACUCGAACAACCAGACUGAGGAAGAGCUUUUUCCUCAGAGCUGUAAACUCUGUACAUCCUCAUGCACUUUAAAAAGCUUGAGAUGACAUGGAACUGACAAAAGUAAACCACCAAGUUUGGCAAUUCCAAAAAUUUCUUGAGAUCUAGAACCAGCCUUCUUAUAACAAUUCCUCCCUGAUGGGUAAAACUCGACAACAAAUCAGUUUGUCAUUAUGACAACAACGAACUUACUUCGAGGUGGAUAAUGUUGGUGGUGUUGCAUCAGCAUUCCAGUAUUUUUUGUGUCAUCAUUGUGUCACCCAAAGUGAGAUCAGAGCAGUAAGUUUUGGAAGAUAUAUCUUCCAUGUAUCCUGUUUUUGAGCCAUGCUGCAUUUAUUCCUCAGUCUUGUCGUCCAUCUCAGGCUGCAGGUCACCUGAAAACUUUCAUAAACUUUGUGACGCUUCACAGUUGUGCUUUAGGAGUUCACAGUUUUUGGUUUUGUUUUUACUUGAUCUGGUGCAAAUGCUUUAUUUUUGGAACAUUUUUUAAAUGAGACAUGCAGAAAAAAUUAAAUAUCAUGAUUUCAAGUUUACAUUUGGUUAUUCUUUCCAGUAGAACAGAAGGUGGCAGAUGAGUAGUUUAAGGACCGUCUGAGAGUUGAAACAGUUUUAACAGUAUCUGGCAGAUAAAUGGGAUCACUUUGGUCACGUUUUCACAUACUUGUCAAACUUAGCAGUGGGUUUCAGCUUUCAGAGGGUCUUUCUGUUUGGUAAAUAUACUUUAAACUGUUUGUACAGAUGCCUCCUCGUGUUCUUCUAAAGGCUCCUAUGAUAAAAACAGACUUUCCAGCCAUGGCAGGCAGCCAUUUUACAAGUUAAAAGUCCUUUAUUAGCCAAAACACACAAUCUACACAGCAGACAGGCAAUAAUUAGAGCCAGCUGAUGCACAUAAUGGAGCCUUUAGCAGCUAAAGAGCCAAAUAUUAACCUUAGAAGCUGGUAGAGACCAAAAACGGAGCCAAAACAGUGACUAGGUUGGCAAAACUACGACUCCAAUGAAAGAAAAUGUAAUAACUGAAAAGGUUAAGAUAUGUGAUGAUGUUUUUUUGAGUUUAUUGAGAAUAUAUUGAGGAUAGUUAACAAAUCAGAGCUGAAACACUCCAUGUCUGUUGCAAACAUGAAUUUAUUUGAAUUCUAAGAACAUUCUCAACAUCUUAAGAACAUCCAGCAGGACAGAAGCAGCUCUGAUCCUGAAUUCCACUUCAAACUUUAACCAUUCAGUCUUAAAUGCAAUUAUUUAUCCCUCCAUGUUAAAUAAUGAGUGCUUUAAUAUCUACAGUAAACUCACAUUCUACGUUUUCAUUCAUGUAAAGAGGAACCAGAAAGAACAAAGACACAUGUUGCACAUUCAAACCACAGAAAACAAGUCAGGUCGGUUCACAACACAACAAAAAGAAACACUGCAUCUUAAGUCGAAACUGAAGCUGGGCAGACGAACAGAAAAGAAAUAUCUAAAUUAUUCCAGUCAUGUUUAUCCAGGAGGUGAAUUUUCUGCUCAAAGUGGAAUUAAAUUAGCAGCAGUAGCAGCAACGCUGACAGAAAAACAUGAGUACAGGACGGAAAAGGCUGAGGGAGGACAGAUGGAAAACACAGGAGAGAGAAAAUACAUGUUCACUGUUUCAGUCCUUUUACAGGCAGAUUAUAAUCUGUAUAAUAAAGAAAACAAACAGGAUUUCUUGUUAUAUUUGGCCAUUUAUCAUAACUGUGACCUGUGUCUGACACUAUGAGCCUAUCCAGACUUCCUAUCCGUCUGUAGGUUUGGGAUAAUUAACUGGAAUCCAUUUUGAUUGACAGUCCUUAGCCAUGUAUGCAGAUGAUAUUUAACUCUAUCAUGUGCACACACUUAAGCACACUUUCUAAAAUCUUUACUUCAUUAUAUUUUCUAUAAACCUUGCUGAUAAAACAGCUUUUCUCCAAUCUUAUACAGAUCUCUUGCAUUUUAUUUUAUUAGGAAUAAAUUUGAGAUAAAAAUCACUAAUUCCGGCUUUUACUGGGACGACUUCUCUAUAAAUGUUGUAAGAAAAAUAAACUUCCUGUUCAAACAGUUCUAACCACCUGUCUGCUGUGAAGUCAACACCUUUUAGACCAACCAACUCUAAAUUCUCCUGAACAAAUAAACGAAUACAACAAAUUUAAUUUUGGUCAUUUCAGAUACAUUUUCUACAUAGAAUUUCCAGGUAUUCUUAAGCCAAAGUGAAAUUUUUUACUGCUGCAGAGCACAAAAUUGUGUGAAGAUGACAAUUUAUCUGAUAAGUGCCACUGAUUUACUAGAUGCUGUGUUUUUUUCCAGAUAUUUAGCCUGAAAUCUGUUUAAAACCACGACACAGCAAAUGGGUCAAUAUAUAAUUGAGGGACUUUUGAAGUCCAUGGGAUAUAUCUUGCAUAUAUUUUCAUUAGGGCUGCACAGUGGUGUAGUGGUUAGCACUUUCGCCUUGCAGCUAGAAGAUCCCUGGUUUGCGUCCCGGCUUUCCCGGGAUCUUUCUGCAUGGAGUUUGCAUGUUCUCCCUGUGCAUGCGUGGGUUUUCUCCGGGUACUCCGGCUUCCUCCCACAGUCCAAAAAUAUGCUGAGGUUAAUUGAUCAUUCUAAAUUGCCCGUAGGUGUGAAUGUGAGAGUGAUUGUUUGUCUAUAUAUGUAGCCCUGUGACAGACUGGUGACCUGUCUAGGGUGUCCCCUGCCUUCACCUGAGUCAGCUGGGAUAGACUCCAGCCCCCCCCAUGACCCUAAUGAGGAUUAAGUGGUGUAUAGAUAAUGGAUGGAUGGAUAUUUUCAUUAAAAUAAAAAAAAGUAAUGUUUUUAUUUUCAUUUUGAUCAUGUCUUUACAAAUUCCAUAAUUAUUUAUUAUGGAAACAAUCACUUAUUAAUAAAAAAUUACUGGAAAUCACUAAAAUGUCAACUAAAUAACCGUCUGAAUUUAAUAACAACCACCUUCUAAUGAGCUGAACAAAAUUAAAAUGAGUUUAUUCAGAAAUAGUUUGGAUUGUGUUCUUUUUAUUAAGUUGAAAUAAUCAUGACAAAUAUUUCUUUUUUGGAAAUAUGGAAUCAAAUUUUAUAUGGAAAAUAACAGAUUGUUUCUGUGUCCUAGAAAUCACUUUCCACUAAGUUCCCCAUUACUAAACACCUCUCCAGGAAGUGUGUUAAUUCCAGAUCACAUGACCUGCUCCACAUGAUGUCAUUUCCUCCUGAAGAAAAGACUGGCCAGACUCCAAGGCUUUCUGACUUAUUUAAUGUAAAGUAGUCAACAGAUUUACUGCAGUAUCUUUAUAUAUAACUUUCAAUUUCAAUUUUACUCAGUUGUAUAUAUAAUAUUUAGAAGAAUCUUUCUCUAAAAUGCCCUGUGGCGUUUGGUUAUAGGCGGCCAUGUUGAUUUUAGGCCUGAAAACAGCAAAUAUGUCAACUAUGAUACAAAAAGUACCGCAAUUAUAAAUUGACCCAAACAGUCAAAGUCUUGUUUUAAAACUCAGAUAGCAAGAAAGUAAAGAAGUGAAGUAAAGCGACUAUUUGGUUUUAGUUUCUCCUCUAAGAACUACUGAUAAACUGACAGCAUCAGGAGGCUUCUUUCAUUUUGGACUGUUGAACAAAUGUGGGUUAAAGAUUUUUACACAAGAAAGAAAAAGUCUGUUUGGUUCACUUUUCUGCAAACUGUCCUGAUGUGAUUAAAUCCCUCAGACUCCCAGCGAACAGAAAAAUGAUCACAGCUGCUACUGAAAGUCAGGUGACCUGAACUGGAGCAGCAGAAGGAGGAGUUUGUGGAGAACAACACAGAUCAUGCACGGAGGUUUGAGAGGAAGGCAUCAUGGAGGAAGAGGAAGGAGGACCAAGAGCAGCUGAGGAGAGGCUGGAUUUGUCUCGGCAGGAUCUCGGUUCAGACUCGUCCUGUGAGUUGUGCGUUCGUCCCUGAAGAGCAGCUCAGUAGAAGAAAUACA